Messenger RNA from Rattus norvegicus (Norway rat), 9849 nucleotides. RefSeq names its product solute carrier family 23 member 2 (gene Slc23a2). Gene Ontology annotation, cellular component: apical plasma membrane; membrane; basal plasma membrane. NCBI's taxonomy places the organism in Eukaryota, Metazoa, Chordata, Mammalia, Rodentia, Muridae. Gene Ontology annotation, molecular function: L-ascorbic acid transmembrane transporter activity; L-ascorbate:sodium symporter activity; transmembrane transporter activity. Gene Ontology annotation, biological process: L-ascorbic acid transmembrane transport; transmembrane transport. The record is from RefSeq and is a predicted model, not a curated record.
UUUUUUUUUUGAGCUGGGGACCGAACCCAGGGCUUUGCGCUUCCUAGGUAAGCGCUCUACCACUGAGCUAAAUCCCCAGCCCCCCUUCUUUUUUUUAAACACACUAUUAGCUAGAUGGUCCCUGCAGUCAGCAGGAAGAAGCCGGGGCUUUUCUCCCCCAGCCAUCCCAUUGGCCAGAACUGGCUGUGUCUAGCUUCAUGAUAUGCUGGAAAAUGUUGGCUGGGCUUCAAAGCCCAGGUACUAAUUGAAUUAUUAAUUGUAUAAGAGAGUUCACCUGUUAGUAAAACAAAAGUUGCUAUAUGAGUCAGCGUCAAAAGUAAAUUGAAUAUAAAUAAAUGUAUUUUAAUACUGUUCUGUAUGUUGAAAAUGUCCAAAACAAAUUUUCUUUAACUUUUUAUCCCAAUGCUUGGGUUCUCCAGGCCCUACAUUGCUAGGCUAGCAUUCUACUACUAACUGAACUGUGUGGCUCCAGAUCUAGAAAGUUUUGUGUGUGUGUGUUUUUUUUUAAACCUUUACCAGUGCCAGUUAAUCAUUACAACACUAGAGGGCGCUGUUAGUUAAUGGUCUCUCCUUGUAGAACUCAUAGCCAUCAGCUCCCCUCUAGUCAAUAGAGUCACAUAGGUUUUGUUCAUCUGGUAAUUCUAAAUUUCUCAUGUUCUCAGGUUAACAAGAGCAGAGGCCAGAAAUGUCAGUAUGUAACAUUUGUUUGCAAAGUCACAAUCAAGCCACAUAGACUCUAUUAUUUUUUUAAUUUACAUUUUUAAUUGACUUACAGAAUAACCCUUUCCCAUGGCAGUCUCCUUCACACUUAUUUUUGCUUGAGACAGUACAGCCCAGGUGCCCCUCUGUGUUAUCCCCCAGCCUCCAGCCUGGUCUGUACCAUUCAGCCCCAGUGAUCCCUGUCAGUGUUCAAGUCACAGCUGGUCUCUUACCUUUCCGUUUUUCUCAUGGGCCCCCUUUAGUUUCCUGGUCUGAAUACACACACACCAACAAACUUACUCAUGUUUAAAAGUAGAAGCAGUGUGCACACGAGAGAUAGCCUUAUUUGCCUUACCUCACUUGAUAUGUUUUCUAGCUUAAUUCUUAGUAAAAAACAAAGACAUUAUUACAUUAAUAAAAGGAGAUAUUUUCAAGUGUGUACUUAUCAUUUUUAAAAAUGCAUGUGUGUUUGUGUGCAUACAUGUAUGUCCAUGCACACGUGGAGGCCAGAGGCUGACCUUGGGUGCCAUCCCCAGCAGUGCUAUUUCCUUGGAGAUCAGUCUCACUGGCCUGUAGCUCAGCAGUCAGGCCAGACCAGCUAGCUGAGCAGCAAGUCCUAGGAUCUUCCUCAUUCCCUCUCCUGUGCUGGCCACAGCCAUGUACUGCAGCGCCUGUCUCCUUACCUCUGAAAGGGACUCUGAGGAUCUAGCUUGGGCUUCAGCCUCACAGUUAGCUCUUGAUUAGCAAAGCCAUUUUUCUAGUCUAUCACAUGCUGGUCCCCGCCCCCUCUCUUUCCAGGGUUUCCCUGCAGCCUUGGCUGCCCUGGAGCUAGCUUUGUAGAUUCAUCUGCCCUUUCCAGAGUGCUGCAUUUAAAGCCAUAUGCCACCAUGCCCAGCUAGUCAUUUCUGAUGACUUAAAUCUGCAUUUGUCCAAAUUCAGUCUUUUAGUUGCUUUGCCUUAUUUUUUGUUUUGAAUUUACCCAUACAUGGUUGCUAAGAACAGAGCCACUUAUGUGCCUCUUACUACAUAGAGACAUAGUAGAAUUUUAAAUACAGGCAAACGUGAGCAGCAAGGAGUCCCACUGUAGAGACAGGAACGCCUCUGGAUGCCCAGCUUUUCCCUUGACACAGUUUGUGUCUCGCUGGUGGGAAAUCCUGGGAGGGAAGUUUGUGUUAGUCUGUGGGAAUAUUGUGGUUCAUUUACUCUCUCAGCUUCUCUGCAGUAUCAUUUGUGUAUAUGUGUGUGUGUGUGUGUGUGUGUGUGUGUGUGUGUGUGUGUGUGUUAAUUUGUGUCUUUAAAUAGUUUUUUUUUUUUAUAAUUAAAUGUGAUGAGGAGGAUUAUGCAUUUAAGUUCAGGUGCCAAUAGAGAUCAAAAGAGAGGGCAUCAGAUACACUGAAACUGGACGUGGAGAUGGCUGUGAACCAGCUCACUUAGGUGCUGGCAACUGAAACAGGUUCUGUGCAAGAGUACCGUGUGCUCUUUAGUCGCUGAGCCGUCUCUCCAGCCUCUUUGUUUGUUAAAUAUGUAUUUAUUUCAAUCCUGUUUCGGCAUCUGUGUGACUAUAUGGCAUGUGAAUGCAGUUUCUGUGGAGGCCAGAAGAGAAAGUCGGAUGCCCCUGGAGAUGGACUUAAAGUGGUAUCGAGCUCUCAUGGUGCUGGGAGCCAAGGUUGGGUCCUUUGUAAGCAACAAGCAUUCUUUGUGGUGGUUUAAGUAACAAUGGCCCCCUUAGGCUUAUGUAUGUGAAUACUUGGUUAUUAGGGAAUGGCACUAUUGACAUGGAUUAAGAGGUGUAGCCUCAUUGGAGUAGGUUUGGCCUUGUUGGGGGAAACGUUUCACUCGGGGUGGGCUUGGGAUUUCAAAUACUCAAGCCAGGCCCAGUGUCUCUCUCUUCCUGAUGUGUAGGGAUUUGGAUGUAAAAUUCUCAACUAAUUGUCUAGCACCAUUUCUGUUUGCAUACUGCUGUGCUUCUCACCGUGAUGAUAGCGGACUGAGCCUCUGAAACUGUAAGCUCGCUGCAAUUAAAUGCUUUCUUUAUAAGAGUUGCUAUUGGUAUGGCCAUGGUGUCUCUUCACAGCAACAGAGCUUCUCAGGUGAGCAGCUCUGCUGGCGAGCCUCUCCUGCCUCUCACGUGAGCUUAGUGUUCCCUCUGGUCUGGGAAAUCUACUGUAAGAGAGAUGGGGACAGAUGCUUGAAUGUCCCAGAAGUGGAGGUGCUCCCUGCCCCUUGCCCUUUGUUGGAAUCAAGACUAGGAGGGGCAGUCUGGCUGGCUGCCUGUGCAGCCUUUCCUCCUCUGGGACUGUAGUUAGGCCCUGUCUACCAGACCCCAGGGACUUGAGUUGUGUGGUUUGUUGUGAGAGCUCAUUUGUGUUGACUUUGGUUAUUUUUUAAUGACGGGCUCCUGCCUUGACAUCACUGCAGUUCUUUGAGUUUUGCAAUCUGAUGUCUUUGGGCUCCUGAUUGGGGGUAGGGGGGCUGCCAGUGAGUAAAAGUAAUCUCCCUUUUCACUGAGCUGGCAGCAGCAUGGGCAGACUUGCUCAUCUGAACUGUUUGAAAAGAUAGGUUUUAAUUUCCCUUCUUUGUUUGGGUUUGAGAACUACAAUCGCAGCAGCUGCUGGGAUCCUAUAAUAGAACACCCAGAUUGCUCUGAAGAAGCCUGCAAGACUGAGCUCAAGACCGGAUAGAGGCCUGCAAUAACUGCAUGUGACCAGGCGGUGGCUGUUGUGUAACACAAAUAGCAUUUGAUGAGGUGUGGUUAGUUAUACAAUUUUGGCCAGCUCGUGUGGGAUAUAAGAGCUGAAAUUACUUCAGCACCUGAAAGCAGCUCCUGCUGCACCUCAGGACACCCGGACUGCCCAGGUGUGGUGGGCUGCACUCUGACUCCAGGACGAUUUUGUGGGUAGACUGAGAUUCCACUGAAGGUGAUAAGCGAUGACAGUAAUCUGCGUCUGAGGAUCCAGUGUUCCAGGUGCUAAAAGCUGCCUCUGGUCUUAGACCCCUGCCUUGCAUACGCCUUCCCUGCAAGCACUCCAGGCCACAGUUUGUAGGCUGCUCAGCCUGCCUUGAUGAUGGGUGUCGGCAAGAACACAUCAAAGUCGGUGGAGGUUGGGGGCUCCACAGAAGGCAAAUAUGAAGAGGAGGCCAAGCGCCCCGAUUUCUUUACUCUCCCGGUGGUGAUCAAUGGUGGGGCCACGUCCAGUGGAGAACAGGACAAUGAAGACACUGAGCUCAUGGCCAUCUACACCACAGAGAAUGGCAUUGCAGAGAAGAGCUCUCUCGCAGAGACCCUGGACAGCACUGGGAGCCUGGAUCCCCAGAGGUCAGAUAUGAUCUACACUAUAGAAGACGUUCCUCCCUGGUACUUAUGCAUAUUCCUGGGGUUGCAGCACUACCUGACGUGUUUCAGUGGCACAAUCGCAGUGCCCUUUUUGCUGGCUGAUGCCAUGUGCGUGGGGGAUGACCAGUGGGCCACCAGCCAGCUCAUCGGGACCAUUUUCUUCUGCGUGGGAAUCACUACAUUGCUGCAGACAACAUUUGGAUGCAGGUUACCCCUGUUUCAGGCCAGUGCUUUUGCAUUUUUGGCCCCUGCUCGAGCCAUCCUGUCUUUAGAUAAAUGGAAAUGUAACACCACAGAGAUCACAGUUGCCAACGGAACGGCAGAGCUGUUGGAACACAUCUGGCACCCCCGGAUCCAAGAGAUCCAGGGGGCUAUAAUCAUGUCCUCACUGAUAGAAGUGGUCAUUGGCCUCCUUGGCCUGCCUGGGGCUCUGCUGAGGUAUAUUGGACCCUUGACCAUCACACCCACCGUGGCCCUCAUUGGCCUCUCUGGUUUCCAGGCAGCAGGAGAGCGAGCUGGGAAGCACUGGGGCAUUGCCAUGCUGACAAUUUUCCUAGUGUUACUAUUCUCACAAUAUGCCAGAAAUGUUAAAUUUCCUCUCCCAAUCUACAAAUCCAAGAAAGGAUGGACGGCCUACAAGUUACAACUUUUCAAAAUGUUUCCUAUAAUCCUGGCUAUCCUCGUGUCCUGGCUGCUGUGCUUCAUCUUCACGGUGACUGACGUCUUCCCUUCCAACAGCACCGACUAUGGCUACUAUGCACGCACAGAUGCCAGGAAGGGCGUACUUCUGGUAGCCCCAUGGUUUAAGGUUCCAUACCCAUUUCAGUGGGGGAUGCCCACCGUCUCUGCAGCUGGCGUCAUUGGCAUGCUCAGUGCUGUCGUAGCCAGUAUCAUUGAGUCCAUCGGCGACUACUAUGCCUGCGCCAGGCUCUCCUGUGCCCCACCACCUCCUAUACAUGCAAUAAACAGGGGUAUUUUUGUGGAGGGUCUUUCUUGUGUUCUCGAUGGCGUAUUUGGUACCGGGAAUGGCUCUACCUCCUCCAGUCCCAAUAUUGGAGUUUUGGGAAUUACAAAGGUUGGCAGCCGCCGAGUGAUCCAGUAUGGUGCAGCUCUCAUGCUGGGCUUGGGCAUGAUUGGCAAGUUCAGCGCCCUCUUCGCCUCCCUCCCAGACCCUGUACUCGGAGCCCUCUUCUGCACACUCUUUGGAAUGAUCACAGCUGUUGGCCUCUCUAACCUGCAGUUCAUUGACUUGAAUUCUUCCCGGAACCUAUUUGUGCUUGGAUUUUCCAUCUUCUUUGGGCUUGUUCUUCCAAGUUACCUCAGACAAAACCCUCUGGUUACAGGCAUAACAGGCAUUGAUCAAGUUCUGAAUGUCCUUCUCACCACUGCUAUGUUCGUCGGAGGCUGUGUGGCUUUUAUUUUGGACAACACCAUCCCAGGAACCCCAGAGGAAAGAGGAAUCAAGAAAUGGAAGAAGGGUGUGAGCAAAGGAAACAAGUCUCUUGACGGCAUGGAGUCCUAUAAUUUGCCAUUUGGCAUGAACAUUAUUAAAAAAUACAGAUGCUUCAGCUACCUGCCUAUCAGCCCAACCUUUGCAGGUUACACAUGGAAAGGCUUUGGGAAGAGUGAGAACAGGCGGAGUUCAGACAAAGACUCCCAGGCCACAGUAUAGCCUUUGCUGUGUCCUGUGGCCUGGCCACAGUACGGCAUGCAUCUGUAGUUCCUUGCUGAAUAACAAGAAGAUAUAUGUUUGUAUAUCUAUCUACAUGGCAUCCUGUACCUCAGAGCUAAGACAGGUUGCAUAUCACUCUUCUGUUGUGGGUGGUGAUUAUGUCCAAUAUGGUGUCUCACUUGUGUCCUUAUUGAUCCCUUACCCGUUUUGUGUCCAUUGCUGGCCAUGGUCACUGAACUUGAAAUCACAGUCCUGCCAUUGGAGUGGGCAUUUGGAAUCUAUAGUGCUCCUGCCUUCAAGUGCUCUCUUUCUUACAAGCUGCUUCGAGGUCUAGGGGUUUCUGCUUCUUAAACACUAUGUCCCAGUCUUCCCAUGUGACCUCAGCCUGAACCCUGUGGAGACCUCCUCUGGCCAGGGGCCACUGGUGUCCUUACUUUGUUGUGAUUCUAUUAUCCUUGAUAGCCCAGGAGCCUACUGACCUGACUGAGAAUAAUGACAUGUCUGUCCUGUGACCAGAUAUGAGUGUGCAUAAGGUCCUGUAUAGCUGUGACUGGGGGAGCUCUGGUUAGGAGAUUGACAGGGAGUAGAACGAUCCUGAGUCAGUGGGAUUCUCAACCAUGCUCCCCCCUCGUCACCCUGGACCCAUCUGGGCCAGCACAGUUCAUACUAGUCUCUUUCUGGCCGAGACACCCUAUUUGGCAUUUUCACUGCUGGCUGGUGUGAUGGGUGUUAGAGUGCCCACAGGUAGUCUGUGGGUGUCUUGGCUCUGCUGCCCUGUAUUUGCGUGUGUUUUAUUCCUAUUUAAUGUUAUUGACUAUAGCGGAUUUUUGAAAUCAGUGUUUUCCGUGUGAACUUCCAACCUUGCAUCCUGUUCCUUGGCCUGUACUCUUUACUCCAUUGAGAAAAGAACCAGCGUCUGUAAAAGCUGUGGGUGCCAUCAGGGAAGCUUCUUGUGUCGGCUGUUGAAAGCCAGUGACAGUUGUUGUGGGUGUGUUUUGUACUGCUCUAUACCAUGAAAGUGUAAAUACUGUAGUGUCUAAUCUAUUUAUCACAACUGACUACUGGACCAGGGCCCAGAAACAUGGGUCAAGUUACACGUGAAUUUGUUUGGUGAAGAAGGGAAGCUGGGGCAGCGACAGCAUCAGCACGUGGGAUGUGCCGUUGUCUAAGCCGCUCCUUCCUCCUGUUGCACGUCAUUGCUGACAGAGCUGACUUAAUGACUGUGUGGGUUGUCAGGUCACAUAUCCACUGGAUGUAGAUUCUUACAGAGGGAAGAUUUGACCCCUUAGUCAAAUAGCCUAUGGGAUUUGUUACAGAUGAUAGCAGAAAAGCAGCCUUUGGGUGCCCUCUGUGAAAGAGUUCUAACUUGGAAAACAAACUCCCACAGACAAAUGACUUGUACUGAAUCUGGUUUUGGUUUCCAAGCCAAGGGCAAAGCUGAAGACAUGAGAAUGCCCUUGCUUCUUGAGGUUGUACCUCUUAAGUGGCUGUGGACCUGGCUGAACUGUGGGUGGCAGUGGGCAUCCCCGUCACCCUUAGCAAGGUGUGGUUGGUUCUCAGUGCCUGUCCAUGGUAUGUGUUUCUGUGCCCAGGAUAGCUCAGUGUCCCCAUGUUACCAGGUCUUUGUGUUUCUGCAGCCCUCACGACCCUUGAGAGUUUUGGGUUGCAGUCACACCUCAGAGCCACUGCAUUGUUUUGCCAAAAUCUUACUCCAGAUUAAGUUCGGGACUUGGUUUCUAACUGUAUUUAGUUUUGAUGGUUUAUAUUCAGACAAUUAGUGCUUUGGAAGCACAUUGUUGAGUAGCCUUUUGUCCCUCCUUCUUAGCAAGCCCAUUUGGCUGACAGCUCUCCUGCUCUGCGUUCACUCUGUGCCUCCAUUUGCAUUUUGCUUAGUUGACCCAGUUUCUCUGACAAGGUAGAAAACUGGCAAGCAUCUCAGAUCUGUAGUAUUGUGGUGCUGUGGUGGGCAGGAGCAGGAGUCCAUCCAGAAGCGUGAGAACGAACGGGCUGUAAUCCAGGCCGUGCCCUGCCACUUAUGCUGUACUGCCGAGUGCCACCCGAGGCUUCUAUUGGCUGUAGUUUGCUCUGGGGCUUUCACAGUUGAAUCCUGGAGCCUGGGCUCAGCAGGUAUCUGUGUGGCCAAGGAAGUGCUAUGCCAACAUCUUCCAUUAGAAUCAGGGUUUCCCCUUCUUGCUUCAUCAGAGCCAACUUUUGAUAUUCUUGGAAGGGGACAGGAGGUAGGAACAAAGAGAGAAGUAGCCUACGCGUGCACCCCCAGGGUGGGGUACUGUCCACAGUGCCCUGGGUGACUAGUACCUUGUAACCACUGGUAAGGUUUGUCCUUGAAGCUUGUGGUCCUCCCAACAUAUAGGGAAUGUGUGUUUAUGUACCAGAUGGGAAUUUUUAGGGGACAUGGUGACUGUGUGAUCUCUUUGUCCAGUGUUGGCCCUCGGUACUAGAACUUGGAGUUGCUCUGUUUGGUUACCAGUGGACUGUUUUUCAGAUGUGAGCAUCUUACAGGGCAUUCUAUCCUAAUUCUCACAAUGAACACCCCUCCCCCCGCCCCAAAUCCUGAGAGCAAGCAUUUGUGCCAGCCACAGGAAGCAGAAGUAUUAAGGGAAGAGGUGCUGGCAGCUACCUUGCGGGGAGACUCCAGUAGGAAAGUCACAGGCAAUGACACCAGUCUUCAUGACUUUCAUUCUCAUUUAUAAGUUGGACUUCGAGUCAGUAGAACAUUUAUGCUCAGAAUCUUUCUUAAGACAGUUUCCAGUAUUUCUUUGAUUGGAAUUAAUCCAGGCAAAAGAAGAGGCUUUAUCAGAGAGCGGGAGUGAAGUAUCGUGGGUCCUGCCCGUAUCCCAUUUUCACAGUAACAAAUUCACAUGCAGGAUUUACUUUAUACUGUAGAAUACUGACUUUCAUGAUGACAACUUGAUUUAUGCAUGAAUAUCAACAGUAUUUCCAUAUAGUAAAAUAACAUUUCUGCCCAGGAUAAUAGUCACAGUUUUCCAGGGAGGGAAUGAUAUAAUUUUCAUGACAAUGUCAUGUGCUGAUAGAAUUUCUCCAUUGAUGAACCUCUAGUAUGUGUGUAUACUUUAUUUACCCCUGUGUAUAUUUUAUGAUCAUGAUCUAAGCUGUUAAUUCUUUCAUUCAUGUCCCCGCUAAGACACUGAUAUUAGCAACUUAGAGUUGGUGAGUUUUAUCUUCAGUCAUACCAGUUCCACAGAGAUGAGGCCUCAGUCCAGAACCCAUCUUCACAGAAAAGCAGCAGUAGCCUGCAGGUGGCUAUGCUUGGAGCGACAUUUGGCUGCCAGUAGCAGGCCUGGCAUGGUGUGACGUGAGGGGCCUAAUUACCUAGCUGUUGCUGGACACCAGCUGUGCAUACCUGAGCAUGCCCAGUGUAUUGGGUUCAUGCACAGUCCUGGACCCGAGCUUUCACAAGCUCUGUCCUCAAGGGAACUGUGUCCUUCUCCGUCCCAUUAAGAUUUGGACACAGAUAAGACAUCUUCCACUUCAUUCUUCCUGGUCAUAAGCCAGUAAGGCAAGAAGGCCCCCACGUGGCAGCAUUCAGCUCUCAUCCAUGGAGCCCAGAGCGCAGCAGUGCUGGGCUCUCCUUUUCAGCAGCCUCACAGCCUCCCCAUCCUUCCAGGAUGUCGACCGCCAUGUCACCACUCUGAUGCCCAGCAUUCUCGGGUUGCUGCAUGAGUGUUGAGAACACUCCUAACCAACAUUGCUGUCUGCUGCCGUCUGGCAGUCCAGUGAGCCCUUUUCUGUCCGUUCCUAACAACUUUGAUUGGACACAUUGAAAAUUUUCUGACUGUCCUUAAGACAGCAGAGACGCCUCUGUUUUAUUUGGGUUUUGUGACUGACUUUGCCUAUGUAUCUUCCUGGGGUUUUGUUUGUGUUUAAUUUUUAUUUUGCAUACUGAGGGUAUUGGGGUGGGGUUGUUUUUUGAGAUGUGUAAUUCUUUCAUGGAGUUUUUAAAAAGAAUUUUCAUAUUGUUUUUCUAACAUGGCUUCAUUAAACGUUUAAGUAUUUUAAAACUAUGUAAUAUUUGGACCAGAUGUUGUGAAUAACAGUAGAGAAAAGCUAUUUUAUUCUGUAUUUUUAAAACUGUUCCGUACAAAUAAAAGCUCUCCUGGAUGUA